AUGCACGGUGUUCUUAAAGUAAAAACAAGUGAAGAGAAAGCAAGGGAAUUAAAAGCAAAAGAGAAAAUAAAGAUUGAUGAAUAUAGAAGUUUAGUAAAUGCAUAUACUGAACAUAGAAAAUUAAAUGAAUUUAAUGAUAAUAGUUUAUUGGUAACUAAAAAGGUGUUAGAGAUAAACCCAGAGUACUAUACUGUAUGGAACUUCCGUAGAGAUACAAUCAAUCACUUUGCAACUGUUAAAGACAAUGAAACAAUGCAAACACUUUAUACUUCAGAGAUGAAGUUCAUCGAAGAAUGUAUCCAAAGAUACACAAAGAGCUACUGGGUAUGGUAUCAUAGAAAGUGGAUCUCACAAAGAAUCGAUAAAUGUGAUUGGGAUCGUGAAUUAAAGUUGUGUUCAAAACUAUUAGAUUUAGAUUUAAGAAAUUGUAAGUUGUACAUUUUAAAUUCAAAAGAAAGUCAAAGACAAUCGAUUGCAAAGGUCCAUUGUUGGGGAUAUCGUAGAUUUGUUGGUGAGAGAUCGAAUAUCGCUUUGAAAAAGGAAUUUGAUUAUACAACGGUGAAGAUCGAACAAAACUUUUCAAACUACUCUGCUUGGCAUCAAAGAUCGGCUCUCUUGCCAAAGAUGUAUACAGAGCCAACAGAACUAUUCGAUUGUUUGGUACAGGAGUUUGAAUUGGUAAGAAACGCUGCAUUCACUGAACCAAAGGAUCAAAGUACUUGGAUCUAUCAUAAAUGGUUAGUCGGUACUAUAAAGACUAUUCCAAAUUGUAACUAUAAAGAGGUAUUAGAAGGUGAAAUUGUUGCUAUCAAUGAAUUGUUAGAGAUUGAACCAGAUUGUAAAUGGCCAAUCUAUACAUUAUUGACAUUAAAGAUGGAAUUAGGAAAUAGUACCAAAGAAGAAUUACAAUCAUUAUUGAACAAUUUGAAGUCAAUCGAUUCUGAUCAUAUUAAAUACUAUGAAUCAUUAGAAACUCAAAUAUAA
Molecule: messenger RNA, 984 nt
Organism: Heterostelium album PN500
Lineage: Eukaryota; Evosea; Eumycetozoa; Acytosteliales; Acytosteliaceae
Gene: rabggta
Product: protein geranylgeranyltransferase type II
Exons: 5
Coding region: 1-984 (327 amino acids)
Biological process (GO): protein geranylgeranylation
Cellular component (GO): cytoplasm; Rab-protein geranylgeranyltransferase complex
Molecular function (GO): Rab geranylgeranyltransferase activity
Source: RefSeq, a predicted model, not a curated record